Molecule: messenger RNA, 1689 nt
Organism: Polistes dominula (European paper wasp)
Lineage: Eukaryota; Metazoa; Arthropoda; Insecta; Hymenoptera; Vespidae
Source: RefSeq, a predicted model, not a curated record
CGAACAGUCAACGACAUUCUGAUACGACCAACGUAACGGAGAACAGUUCAAAGUAAAUCAAGGAUGAAUAUCUUAGGAUCAUGUAUAAACCUUUUAAUCUUUCAUCUCAUAUCGAUCGAGGCAAUCGGUGUUGGCCAAGCAUGGCGUGUAUCGCCAUAUUCAAAGACCGAUUAUUCAUUGGAACAUCCAUCUUGGCCUCGAUUGGAUUCAUCAGCUUUCGAAGUACGCACUGUCAGUGGUGUAGGUCGUUUUGUACCUUUCAAUGAUUUACGAAACUUUCAUAAUGAUCAAAUAAUUGAAAAAAUUGACAACAUUGAACCAAAUUCAUUGAUAGAACAAGAAAAUAUCGAACGUGAUUCCAGAGAAAUGUCACAGUUUGAAGACAUUGUAACAAAGAAAAGUAAAAAUGUUAGAAAAGAUUUAUCGUUCGAUCAAAAGAUGACAGAAGACACUGUUACCACCUAUCCUCAAAAAAUAUUUCGUACAAAAGUUUCCAUGAGAGUAUUUCCGAUCGAUAAUUGGGAUAAAUCAUUAAAUAUCAAUGAAAAAUUAGAUAAAAUUAAAGAAACGAAUAAUCAUCGUGUAAGACGUGAAACAGAAAAUGAUACCAACAUGGAAAGAAUAGGUACAAUGUUGACCCUACGUGAGGCAAGAUUAGCUUCACCGGAAACUUGGUCGAAACAACCGUUGUCUGUUGAAUUUCGUCAUCGUUCGAACUUCGAGCAACCAUCAUCAAUUCGUGAUUCAAACAAUGACGAGGAUGAUACAUCGAUCGGUAUAAGAAAUUAUCAAAGUCCACGAGCCGAUUUUGUAACGAGUCAUUAUCAUCGUCGUGUUUAUCCGGACAAUCGGGAAUCACGUGAUACGUUUGUAUCUAAAACCUUCGAUGAUAUUGAUCUACCAUGGUACAGAAAUAUGAUCAGAGAAAGGGAUUAUGAUUUACCAUCAAUACCGCGUCGUAGUUAUUCCGAAUAUUAUCGAAAUUAUCCUGAAAGAAAUUAUAGAAUGGAAAGGGAUUAUUACAUGCGUAUACCAAACAACGAACAUUCUUAUUAUUACGAUCGUUACAGGGACGAGGAUCUUGAUCUUUAUGGUAGAAGCAGACCAACACCUAAACCUAAACGAAUAAUUUAUUAUGCAACAUUACCGGAAAUCGUAAGGAAGCCUGUUGAUCUUAGAAAUUAUCCUAAAACACCAUACGACGGUGGUUUAACCAGGACAACUGUAACACGUGGUGGAACUUUUGAACGUGUACCCGGUAAUGUUGAUCCUAGCAGGUAUCGUUAUCGACAUCUCUACGAUGGCUAUGAUUCUUAUUCUAAAAGAUCGAGCUUUUACGAUCGUCCUUACGUUGGAUACAGGGACGACGAGGAUCGUAGAAAAGGAUCAAUCAAGGAGAACUUAAAUGAUCAUGAUUCUGGAUUCGAGGCUAGUAAUGACAGGAAUGUGGUCAAUCAAAUUCAAAAUAGAGACGAUGGGAAUAAAUUACCAUGGCCUGUACAAAUUGGUACCGAAGUUAGUGUCAAGGACGAUGACAGGAUUCAUGGGAGAAAGAUUUUUGGCGAUACGAUAGGUUUCGAAAGAUUGCAAAAUUCACCGGAACAUACUUCGACCAAUGAAACUACUGAAAAAAAUAUUAAUUAGAAAUUUUUAGUUUUUCUUUUUUUUAGCUCACUUAAAUUGUGAAAU